This is a messenger RNA of Bactrocera neohumeralis, 8113 nucleotides long. It is a transcript of the gene Tlk, whose product is annotated as serine/threonine-protein kinase tousled-like 2. NCBI's taxonomy places the organism in Eukaryota, Metazoa, Arthropoda, Insecta, Diptera, Tephritidae. The transcript has 8 exons. Gene Ontology annotation, molecular function: protein serine/threonine kinase activity; ATP binding. The record is from RefSeq and is a predicted model, not a curated record. Gene Ontology annotation, biological process: peptidyl-serine phosphorylation; chromosome segregation; intracellular signal transduction. Gene Ontology annotation, cellular component: nucleus. The coding region runs from base 1551 to 5177 and encodes 1208 amino acids.
UUCCUGUUGUUCUGCUGCCACUGUUUUGAUUUUUGUUGUAUUUCUUGCCGUUGUUGUUGUGUUUUUUGUUGUUGCUAUUAUUUCACCUUUAGUUUUGCAAUUGGCUUUGCUGUUAUGGGCUUAGCGCGCGCACACACAGUUCACUGCGACGUCAACGACAACGUCAGCGCUCACAAUGCGACUCGCUAUGCCACGGUCGCGCUGCUGCCAAUGCGUUUUGGGCUUUCUGUUGCCGUGCUUACACAAAAUCACAUCUCUCUUCGACUUUUUAGUCUCAAUUCGCGUGCGCUACAAUAAUAAUGUAUCUGCGAGUAGUACCACGCGAUUCUCCUCCACAACACACAACCAAGCGCCAGCGAGCAGCAGCAGCAUAACAGUAGCCGCCGUAUAGCAGCAAAGUAAAAUCCACAGACAUACUUACCUGCCUACAUACUUACAUGCAAGCAAGCAUACAACCCACUUGUGUAUGUACAUGGAAAUGUUGGUGUACAGUGAUUUUUGUGCAUAAAUGUCGGAAAGCAACGCAAAAAUACUUAAAUCAAGACAGUGCGAAAAUACUCUAUACGUUUGUGCAUGUGUAUAUAAUUAAAUACAUUAAAAUAAAAAAUAAAUAAAUAUGUUUGUACAUUGACUCGUUUAGCCGAGCAUUGUUAGUUGGAGUGAAUAGUUGGUGAAAAAAUUAAAAACACAACGAAAACGGAAAUAAAAGUAAAAAUAAAAAUUUAAAAAUAAAAGUAAAAAAAAAAAUAAAGAUAACGAAAUAAAUAAUAUAAAAACCAUAAAAUAAAAGAUAACAAAUUUUAGUAAAAAAAUCAAAGCGUAUGAAAAAGUGCAAAAACACACAGAUAAUAGUGGCGCAGUUAUCGCAACAAAGUGUUUCACGAGCUAUAAAUGCAAAAACACAAAAGUAAAUUGAAUAAAACUACAUUUUCAAAAUAAGUGAAAAAGCAAUUGAAAUUCCAUUAAAAGCUGGUGAAAGUAUAGUAAAAAUAACAAAUACAUACUUAUGUAUGUAUGUGGGAAAAACUUGCGAUACAUUGAAGCCGAGUGCAUACAUUCACACGCCAAGUGCGCUAAAAUAUUUAUUAAACCAAACAAACAUAUUUACAACGAACAACGAAAAAAUUAUUGUAGAUAAAAAGUGCAAACAAUGAAAUUAAACUCGCUUGUGGCACCUAAAUAACAAUUAUAAAUUAAAAGUGAGCAGCCAGUUGUGUAAAAACUACCACAGAAAGCAGUAGAUAAAAAACAAUAAAGCAACAUACACCAAUUGAAAAGAAAGUAAAACGCUGAAACAAACAAAGAAAAAGACAAAAUCCGACACGGACCAAGGCGUAUUAAUCUGGUUUCACACUUCGCAGCCAGAAGUGGAAAAGUAAAUUAAGUUAGUGAAAAAACAUACCAAACAACGACAACAGAAUCUUCGUGGGAGAGCAACGAGCCUAAGCGUCAGUUACUCCUGCGUUUACCGUUUCAAGUUGAUUUUUCGCGUUUAACACAUGUUUGGCUUUGUGCAUCGUCCGAAAAAGCGCUAAUUAUUAUGCAAAAAAAUGUCCGCCGGCGCUCAAUUGCAGAUGGCACCACAGACAACUUCGUCGAUAAGCCAUCAUCACCAGACACAACAGCAGCACCAUUUUACUGCAGCCCAUCAUAAUCCGCAACAACAGCAGCAGCAGCAACAACAAAUUAUAGCUCAACAGCAGCAAAUUACGCCAACACAACAGCAAUUACAACAGUUACAACAGCAACAUAUAACGCAUCAUACGGCACAGCAGCAACAGCAAACACAAUCGCAACAACAAGCGCAACCGUUGCAUUCGUUGCCUAAUCAUCAUCAUCUUCAUCAACAACAGUCACAAAUUCCUCAACAACAUCCACCACACAACCAACAGUUGCCUCAUCAGCAACAGUUGUUGCCUCAGACACAUAGUACACUUGCGCCUCCGCUACAGCAGCAGCCAGCUGCGCUGCAACAUACGCAUAGCGGCGGUCAUAGUAGUAAUCCGGAUUCUAAUAUGAGCACAGGUUCAUCACAUAGUGAAAAAGAUGUUGCCGAUAUGUUAGGUUCUGCAGGCAUUCCCAAUCAAAUAGGUAUAUUGUCCAAUAACGGAGCCCCAGGGGCUAUGAUGAGUAGCAGUGGUAUAGGCCAAGACGUAGCUGGUAUGAUGGGAGGUGGCGCAGGCGUUAGCAGCAAUCAACAGCAACAGCAGCAACAAGUGCAGCACAAUAAUAUGGUUGGUCGUCUAGAAAAACCGUCACGUACACCAACAGAGCGAAAACGUAAAAGGAAAUUUCCUCAUACCGAAGAUAGUGGUGGCGGUGGCGCUGGUAGUGGUACUGGCAGUGGAGGAAAUGGAGGUAAUAAUGCUGGAAAUGCAACAAUUGUUGGCGCCCACAAGGCAUCAAAAUCUUCUAAUAUGAUCGGAACUGGACAGACACUAAGCAAAACAAAUUUAUCAUUGAAUAUAGGUACAUCGGCAGAUCGCUGCAACUUGGCUGGCGGAAAGAAUGCAAGACUAUUGCAACAUGGCAUGGAUAGCAAGAAAAUUAAUGAAUACUUCAAUAAGCACAGUGUACCGAGUAGUGGUGCCACAAAUAGUCCUAUGCGUCAACACACGGGCGGUUCGAAGAGUCCAUCGGCAGGUGGUGGUCAACAGCAACAAACGCCGCAACAGCAAGUACAGAACACUGGCAAUGCUGGCGGUGGCACUAGUACAGGCGCAUAUGGCAUGUAUCCCCCUAGUCCUCAACAGCUGAAUCCAGGCGGUGUACAAACACCCACAUCCCAAGCACCACCCGAAUUCCAUUACCAUAGUUCUGUGGCGGUGAAUAACGCUGCAAAACAACAGCGUGUGGCACAACCGCAAACUUCCAAUGCAAUGGUUCCUCCUCAGUCAGCAAUAGUCGGUGUGUUGGCCAACAACAUGGGAGGCUUAGGUGCUGGUGUUGUCGGUGGACCACCCCCUCCUCCUAUGGGUCCGGCGCCGCAGCAACAUAUUCCCGCAACAUCGGUAGUCACGUCGGCGCAACAAACGCUAACAAGUGGCGUAACCUCGCAGCAGCUAGCCGCUGUGCAGCUAAAUUCACUGCAGCAUGCCGGCAUUAUGCCGGGCGCAAUGGGUGGCAUGCAACCGCCUUUGCAACCGGUACCGGCUAGCACCAUAACAAAGGGCACGCAAACAGAACUCUCCUUUUUGGAGAUCAAAGAGCGUGACUCGGAGAUCGAAUCGAGCAAGUCGAAGCUCGACGAGAUGACAAGACUGUCCGAUGAGCAGAAAUGCCAGAUAAUUGCUCAUCAGAAGCUGAUCGACCAGCACAAGUCGCAAAUAGCCAAGUGCAUUGACGUGGUAAAGAAAUUGCUUAAAGAGAAGAGCAGCAUCGAAAAGAAGGAAGCGAGACAAAAGUGCAUGCAAAAUCGACUGCGUCUUGGUCAAUUUGUGACGCAGCGCGUUGGUGCCACAUUCCAGGAAAAUUGGACAGAUGGCUAUGCUUUUCAUGAGCUUACCCGACGGCAGGAGGAGAUAUCAGCCGAGCGCGAAGAAAUCGACCGUCAAAAGAAGCAGCUGAUGAAAAAGCGGCCUGCGGAAUCGGGACGAAAACGCAACGCCAAUAGUAACAAUAGCCAGCAACAGAAUUCGAACUCCAACGAUUCGACUAACAUUGCUGGUUGUGAUCGUUUGACAGGCGGUGGUGACAGUGGUAUCGGCUCGACUGCUGGAGGUGGUGGUGCUGGUGGCGGCAGUGGUCGCGGUCUCUCACGUUCCAAUUCCACACAGGCCGGCCAAACGCAAUUGCUGCACAAUGGUGGCGGCAGCGGUGUGGGCGGUAGCAGUGGUGUCGGCGAUCGUCUCUCCGAUAGGGGUGGCGGCGGCAGCAGUGGUACCGGCCGUGGUGACAACAGCGGUGGCGGCGAUGCAACGUUCCUUAAACCCGAUCCCGUCUCAGGGGCAUACACAGCGCAAGAAUACUACGAGUACGAUGAGAUAUUGAAGCUGCGGCAAAAUGCGCUCAAGAAAGAAGAUGCCGAUUUACAGCUUGAGAUGGAGAAGUUAGAGCGUGAGCGUAAUCUACAUAUACGCGAAUUGAAGCGGAUAUUGAAUGAAGAUCAGUCGCGCUUCAACAACCAUCCAGUGCUAAAUAAUCGGUAUUUGCUGCUUAUGCUCCUCGGCAAAGGCGGUUUCUCCGAAGUGCACAAAGCAUUUGAUUUGAAAGAGCAACGAUAUGUAGCGUGUAAAGUGCAUCAACUAAACAAAGAUUGGAAGGAAGAUAAAAAGGCCAACUACAUCAAACACGCCUUGCGAGAAUAUAAUAUACACAAGGCUUUGGACCAUCCACGUGUGGUCAAGCUGUACGAUGUGUUCGAGAUAGACGCCAAUUCGUUUUGCACAGUGCUCGAAUAUUGUGAUGGUCAUGAUUUAGAUUUCUAUCUAAAACAACAUAAAACUAUACCCGAACGUGAGGCGCGUUCGAUUAUUAUGCAGGUUGUUUCGGCUUUGAAAUAUUUGAAUGAGAUUAAACCACCAGUUAUACAUUAUGACCUGAAACCAGGCAACAUUCUAUUAACUGAGGGCAAUGUGUGUGGUGAGAUUAAGAUCACCGAUUUUGGUUUGUCUAAAGUGAUGGAUGAUGAAAAUUACAAUCCAGACCAUGGCAUGGAUUUGACAUCCCAAGGCGCGGGAACCUAUUGGUAUUUACCGCCCGAAUGUUUUGUUGUUGGUAAGAAUCCCCCGAAAAUCUCAUCGAAAGUUGAUGUUUGGAGUGUUGGUGUUAUUUUCUACCAAUGCCUCUAUGGCAAAAAGCCUUUUGGACACAAUCAGUCGCAGGCCACCAUCCUUGAGGAGAACACAAUUCUCAAAGCCACAGAGGUACAAUUCUCUAAUAAACCAACUGUCUCCAAUGAAGCAAAGAGUUUCAUACGCGGUUGUUUGGCCUAUCGCAAAGAGGAUCGCAUGGAUGUGUUUGCAUUGGCGCGACAUGAAUAUAUACAGCCGCCAAUUCCCAAGCAUGGGCGCGGUCAAUCGCAGUUAACGCAACAGCAGCAGCAGCAACAACAACAGCAGCAACAGCAACAACAACAGCAGCAGCAGCAGUCGACCACUUCACAAGCGAAUUCUGCUGGGCAAACAUCCUUUUCGGCGGGUAUGUUCGGUAAUUUGAAUCAGUCGAGCUCAUCCUAGCUGCAGACCAAACGCAACUCAAAUUCCUAAUUGCUGAUGCUGAUCGCGAGUAAUAAUAAUAAUAACAAAAACAAUAAUAAUAAUAACAGCAGCAACAACAACAAUAGCAGUAGUAACCACAACAACAGCAACAUUUAUUGUAGCAGCAAAAGUCGUAAAUAUCAUUUUAAUUGCAACAACAGCAGUAAUAAGAACAAUACCAACAACAACAACAACUACAAUAACAACCAAAAUAAUCACCAUCACAACACUACAUACAACAAUAGCAAUUGCAAUCAAAGUAAUAAUAGCAUUAAAAUGUUAACGUCUGGCGAGCCGAUCGCGUCCAUGGAGCCAACAGUCUUGGAGAAUACGCAAAUUUGCGUCUACACGCAUAGAAAAAACGCAGUAAAUAACACAUCAGCAACAAUUGGUCCAGAGCAUUAUAACAAUAGCAUCACCACCACCAACAACAUCGCCACACAGCCGCAGCGUCAUAUCAAGCGACGACGACAAUGUGUCGCAGCUGGCAGAGAACGAACUAUGGCACAGCAUAGCAGCGGUCGCUGUAACAGCAGCAUUAGCGCAAUUAAUCGUCAACUGAAAGCAACAACGUCGCCCAACAGACAUCAUCAUCAGCAUCAACACUGCCGCAAACAAGACUUGUAAAAAACAACAAGCAAACAAUAAAAACCAAGAAAAAAUCAUGAUGCUCGAUGGCGGCAAGAGUUGUGCGCGAUAAGUGUUGCUGGCUGUAAGUGAUUAUUAGUAAAUACAUAUAUAUUCAAAUGCUUGACUCGGUGACUUUCGUAAAAGCAUAAGUAUCAAAAUUAUUAUAAAAAAAAAAAACCAAGAAAAUGUGAUAAUAUACUUGAAUUUUGUCAAAUGCAAAUGAUAGUGCAGCAAAUGUUAGAUCAGCAGUGCGGCACGCUUGACAUACGCUUGUGUUUGCGACGCUAAAAACGGUAAAUGGAUAGUUGAGAGUCUCAAAUUGCUGAAUGCAUGAACAUUUUUAAUACAUAUAUAAUUUUUUCACUUCAAACUGUGCGCUUACUGCAUUUAGCGUUGCUAAAUUUGUUUAUUGUGUAAGAAAAUUUCAAAAAAUAUGCACGUUUGCAGCAGUCGGCGUAUGAAAAAUAUAUGUGACGUUGGCUUCAAGAUGGUUAGAGUAAAAAAAAACACGAUCGAUAAAAAGUUUUUACUAAAAACAUUCGUCAAAUAGUCGUUUGAAUGCUAUCGGGAAAAAUGCAUGUUUACUUGCGUUAAAUUUUCAUUUUGUUGUGCUAUUUUAUAUAUAGAAAUCGUUAUAUAAAAGCCUUGAAAUGCCUUUGAAAUGCCAAACGGUUUGCAUUUUUGUUUUAAAAUAGCUUAUUAAGUUUCCUUUUUUUCUUACAAAUAAGUUGCAAAACAUUGUACAGUAAUAUUAACUAAAUGAUUAAACAGUUGAGCUUUCGCGCGGUGUUGCGGUGGUGUGUUGUACACGCGAAUCGGUAUUAAUUUGUAUGUAACAAUAGGCGUUGGUUUUUUCCACGAAUUUCAUUAUUUCAUUACAAAUUUUGACAAUUUUCGAAUAUCGAAAAGUUAGAAAAUGAUUUCAUUUUGUUCUUAGUUAUGUUACAUAAACGCGAUUACGACACACUACGUCGCUGUGAGCACGCAAUAGAUGCCACACUAAAUAAUGUGCACUAAAAUUCGAUAAUAAAUUUAAAAAAAGUGCACGAAGCAAGCGAAGCGUUGGAAUCAAAUCAUAGAAAUUCAAGUAUAACAAACGUAUAGCAGAAGAUAUCAGUAGCAUUUGCGGUAAUGCCUAGGUUAAGCUAUGGAAUGCAUGAGUUCCAAAAAAAAAAAAUUGUAUAUUGUUGAGAAACGGUGCGAAUACGUUCAGAGAGAAAUGAUGAAGAAAACAGAAUUCAAAAUUAAAAUAGACACAAAAACAAAAACAUAAGCAUAAAAUACAAAAACAAUAAAACGCGUCAGCAGCAGCAAGAAAAUAAUAUUAACAACAAGAACAUUUAGGAAAACCAACACGUAAUCGCGCACGCAAACUUAGGAUUAUUUCUAAUUAGCAUUAACUCACACAUACUACAUUAUACAUAUAUAUAUAUAUAUAUAUAAAUAUGAAUAUAAAUAUAUAGAAAUCUACAUAAGCAUAAGAUGAUUGUAAUGAUAUAUAUAUAUAUAUAUAUAUAGACAUAUAGGAAAGAAAGUGAGAAAGCGGCGAAAAAAAAACAAAAAGAAAAAAACAUAAAAGUAUAAAGCGAUAACUGCAAAUAUCGCAUAAGUGAGAACAGAAAUGCAACUAAUUAUAAGUUAAAAUGUAGAAUUUGUGAAAGCGUUGCGAAGCGCAAGAAAAACGAAUGCUCUAGAUAUGAUAAAUAUGAUGGCUAAUAUAGCCAGUGCGGGGGUGUGGUUGGGUAUGCGCGGUGCUCAGCGGGUGAGCUGAGCCAGCCGCAAGCCACAUUUUAUUAUUAUUAUUAUUAUAUUAUAUUAUUAUUAUUAUUAAUUAAUUAUUAACAAUUAACUAUUGAUGAAUAGAGAACAGCAUAAAAUACACAAAAAUAAUAAAAAUGUUUAUGCUAUGGAAGAAACACAUAAUUAAUGAAAGGAAUGCGUAAGUGAAAAAAUGAAAAAUACAUCUAUAAUAAUAAAGCAAAAUAUUGAUAAAAACGAUGCAAAUUUUGAAAACAAAAAUCAAAAACAAAACCUAAACCUAAACUAUUAUUUAAAGUAAAACAAACAACAAGAAUAUUUAUAGUUUUAGUUAUUAUUAUUAAUAUUAUUACCACUAAAAAUAGUUUAUUACAAUAAACAAGUGAAUAAAACAAUGCAAAACAACCACAAAACAAACAGGACGUUAAAAAAUAUAUAAGUAUGCAAGUAUGUAUGUAAUAAAGAAGCGUAUAGCAGAAGAAACAAAAAACAAAAAUAAAAAUAAAAUCUGUAAUAACAUAAAAUUA